AUCAACAUAAGUCCCUCGAGAUCAUGAACUGUAAGGUGGUGGCUGUGUUGUGCCUGGCUACUGUGAUCACCUGCGACACCAGACCUGCAUAUACGUAUAGGCAUCUACUGGAACCCUCAAAGGAAUCUUAUGAGUCGACUGAGGCGAAAUACAGCUUCGAGUGGUCCGUUGAUGAAGACAGUAACGAGUUCGGUCACCAGGAGUCUCGGGAUGGUGAUGACACUAAGGGGUCGUACUACGUGCAGCUUCCUGGAGGUCGUCUGCAUCAGGUGACCUUCUCUGUCGUCGGUGAGUCGGGGUUCAAGCCACUGGUGUCGGUAUUGGGUGGGGCUUCCUUACCUGAGUCAGAUGAAUCGGAUGAAUCAUAUGGGUCAGGUGAGUCAGAUGAAUCAGAAGAGGAUGAUGAUCAUGGUGACAGUCAUAGUAAUGAGAGUGAUGACGAUACUAACGAUAUUGAUGAUAAUAAUAGUGAUGAUUCUGAUGAUAAUAGUGAUGAUUCUGAUGAUAAUAGUUAA
Messenger RNA from Homarus americanus (American lobster), 515 nucleotides. RefSeq names its product coiled-coil domain-containing protein 1-like. NCBI's taxonomy places the organism in Eukaryota, Metazoa, Arthropoda, Malacostraca, Decapoda, Nephropidae. Bases 24 to 515 code for a protein of 163 amino acids. The transcript is spliced from 4 exons. Gene Ontology annotation, cellular component: extracellular matrix. The record is from RefSeq and is a predicted model, not a curated record.